Molecule: messenger RNA, 390 nt
Organism: Penicillium samsonianum
Lineage: Eukaryota; Fungi; Ascomycota; Eurotiomycetes; Eurotiales; Aspergillaceae
Exons: 1
Coding region: 1-390 (129 amino acids)
Biological process (GO): protein phosphorylation
Molecular function (GO): protein kinase activity
Source: RefSeq, a predicted model, not a curated record
AUGGGUCCGUUUACAGAUAAAGAUGAGCUCCACGAUUAUCUCUUAAGUCCUGCCUCUGGACACAGCUUCGAUUCAACUGCAGAUUAUGUUCAAGGUUUGGCACAAGCAAAUGACAUUCGUAAUUACUCCCACCGGGUUACUUUCACUCAUGGUGACUUUAAGGCUCAUAAUAUUCUUGUCGGAGAUGAUGGUCAUUUGUCGGCUUUUCUUGAUUGGGAGUCUGCUGGCUGGUAUCCCGAACACUGGGAUUUCACGACUGCAAUGAGAUAUGGAAAGGGCAGCUGGUGGUAUCAGGUGGCUUCGUGGAUGGGUAGGGACCAGUACGAUGGGGAGUUAGCUUGUGAUAUUGCGCUCAACUCAUUGACGGUUGACUCGUAUAUAGCUUUCUGA